GUCAUCGGUUCUCGAAGUGAAAAUUUUUUAAUCAUCAUUCAGAAGUGCAGCAAAUUUCGGUGAAUUUUUGUGUUUGUACGUAUAUUUGAUGGUUUGAACAUAAUAAAUUCGGUACAUCUUACGAUGGAAGCUGUUCCCCGGAUGCCCAUGGUCAGUUUCGAGCUGAAGGUUAGCCCGGAAUCGACCACUUUUGGACCGCUGAAACAGUACAUUGCUGAAUACUAUCAUGAGGAUCCGGACUCAUACUCUAAGGAGUGUUAUCAGCUGGAGCAACUGCGAGGGAAUGCUGUUCGACCGUCGCAAGACGUCGAUGGAACGACGGUGAUAAAACGAUACUAUUGUCAGUUGCAUUCGAUUCAGAAUCGUUUCCUGCUGAACCAGAUUCCGGAUAGCCAUCAGAUGUUGAGUUUUACCUGGCGCGAUUUGUACAACGGUUCAACCUUGCAAAAGAGCAAUGUAAAGUUUGAAAUGGCCGUAGUUUUGCAUAAUUACGGUGCGUUGCAUACGCAGUUGGGCGCGGCGGAGGGUCGUGCUGAUCCUGAGAGUAUGAAGAAAGCAUGUACGCAUUUCCAGUGUGCGGCUUGGGCCUUCGGCUACAUUAAGGACAAUUACGCGUUGCUGCUGCAAGGUGACUUGUCUACGGAGUUGCUGAUAUUCAUGCAAGCACUUUGUUUCGCCCAAGCGCAAGAGUGUAUCAUGGAAAAGAGUCUUUGCGAUAACAGAAAGUCUGGGAUAAUUGCAAAAGUAACGGCUCAAAUAGUGAUAUAUUACAAUUCGGCUUUAGCAGCCUUAUUGACACAAAAUGGAGAGGAUGGGCGCAUCCAGGAUAUUGUUGGCAGUAAGCAAUUUAAAGAAUGGAGAAAGUAUGUGAAAUUCAAGAUAUCAUACUUGUCCUGCAUUCUGCUGUUGUAUCAAGGACAGCAGUCUGAAGAGCAGCAAAAGAUGGGCGAAAGAGUUGUGCUUUAUCAGACCUCGUUUGAUAAGCUGGAAGAAGCGAGGAAAGAAUCGAAAGGGCUUUCAAAUAUCGAUCAAGUGAACGAAGCACUCCAAUUCACUAUGGACGUGGUUGAGGCGAAGCGCAAGUCGGCUAAAAAUGAAAACGAAUUUAUCUAUCAUGAAGAGGUGCCGGAGUUGAGUUUUAUUUCAGCGGUACAAGGAGCCAAUCUGGUUCACGGAAUUGCGUUCAAUGUGACGGACGCGGAUGCUAUUGGAGAAGACAUAUUCCAUCGGCUGGUGCCCAUGAAAGCGCAUGAAAGUAGUUCGGUUUAUAGCGAGGAAAAGGCGACUCUCCUAAGAACUAUUGGGACAAGAGUCGAAGACAAGGAUAAUGAGCUGGCCUCGUUUAUGAAUUCAUUGAAUUUGGAUGCAAUUAACGCACAGAACCCGAACAGCUUCAAUGAAACUCGCUUACCGCAAGGGUUGGUCGACCGUUGUGCCGAGUUAAAUGCCAAACCGAGUGCGAUUCCGGAACUGGUCCAGUCAAUGUCCAACUUGGCGGAGACUUGUUCCGAGGUGGAGCUGAUGCUGAAGGAAAUAAGCCACAUGCUGAAGCAAGAUGAAAUUCAGGAGGAUAGCUAUCAGCAAAAGAUUGGUCAACGGUCGAACGGUGGAGGUCACAUAGCCGAACUCAACAGAGAAUUUGCAAAGUAUCAGGAGGCGCAUAACAAGGCAGGCGAGAGCAAUGAUACUUUGCGGAAGGCAAUGGGUUUGCAUGUUUCCAAUUUGAAAAUUCUGGCGAAACCGCUGGAGGAUAUAAAACAGCAGAUUCCUUCCAGUGGCGAUCAGUUCGAUGAAGGAACAUUGAAGGAGCUGCAAGGGAUUUUGAGUAAGGUGAAUGAAAUGAAGAAACAACGUGCAAAGCUGUACCAAGACCUACGUGACAACGUAACCAACGACGACAUUACAUCCCAACUGAUAGCUUUGGAAGGAGGGUCUGAUAGUAAGAAACGCAUGCAAGAGUUGUUCAAGAAAGAACUUGCCAAGCACGACCAAUUGGUUGCUCUCUUGGAUGCCAAUCUGAAAGCUCAAGCCAACAUUUUGAAGGCGCUGACAGACAUUUACGCUCGCUGCGCUCCAGUUAUCAAAUCGAUCAGUGAAGCCAAGAAUAAGCGAGAACAGUUUUUCUCAUCGCUUCAGGGAUCCUAUGAUGUGUAUGAGGACUUACUUUCCAAAAGCGCUAAAGGGUUGGAGUUUUAUAAAAAAUUACAAGCAAAUGUUCAGAAGUUGUAUUCAAGAGUUAAGGCGGCUUGCGAUGUUCAGGACGAAGAACGCAAUCAAAAGCUCAAGUCUAGUAACCUUGCAAAAAAGGCUGAGUCCGCUCGGGAAAGUCCCAAGCCUAGCGGUGGGCCUAAAUUAAAGGAUUAUCUGAAGUCAGGAAACAUUAGUUUGGGAUCUAUCAAGGCUGCCGGUGUUGACACCAAUUCAGCGGUUUACAUCCCACCCGUGAGACCUACACCAGUGGGAUCUGAAAGUACUGCUCCGGUUUCAAGUGCCGUCCCCGGUACAUCUGGUUACUAUCAGGACUCCUAUGCAAACUAUAAUUAUUAUUCCCCUGCAAAUAACGUUCCAACAUCUUCGACUACAGAUUACACACAGUACUAUCAGCAACAACAGCAAAUGUACGCUGGUCAGGCAAUGCCUGCUGCAACAUUCCAAUCGAACACAAUACCUUCAACGCAGGCACAACCUCAUUCCACCGGUUACGUGAAUCCAAUCUAUCAGAAUCCAAUGCCCGCAUAUUACAAUAAUCAGUACCCAGCAUCCCAACCUUCGCCAGCACUGUCAACUAGCUCCAGUGAGGUCGGGUCAACUCAACAGUGGAAUCAAACGACGCAACAGUUCGGUGCAAUGAAUCUGCAGCCACCAAGUUAUCAACCGAACCCAAGUUUUCAAACGCCAUCGGUCGAUCCAAACGCUGCUGCCACCUCGGUUUAUGCUCAAGUUCAAAGCUAUCAAACCGACAAUAGCUCCGCAAGUUCACCGUACAACGUUUACGGCCAAACGACUGGUACAAAUCAAGCGACUACCGGUCAUUACUAUCAGCAACAGACGCAAACACCUCAACCGUACAUUCAACCGACGCAACCCACUAAUCAAGAAGUACAGAAAGUAAAUCCCGAUCCCACUAGUUCCUAUUCGGCCUAUCCUGGUUACACAUACAACACUCAAACAGGAAAUUAUGAUUACACUGGUUCAACCCAACAACAGACAUCCUACGCGGGACAGUACAACUCAGUAACUGCUGCUACUACUACUACCGCCUCAUCAUCCACCACCACCAACUACUACCCAACCCAACCUUCCCCUUACGACUACAGCAGCAGUCAACAGCAGCCAUCUCAAGCAUCGACCUACCCGAGCCCGUACAGUAACACACUUCCCAGUCAACCUACUCCAACUCCCAACCCAACCGCCACAAUGGAAUCCACCGUUCCCACGGUCGGAGCCUAUCCAUAUGGGACCAGCACAGCGGCUACCACCGGCUACGAUUAUAAUCAACAACUCCAGCAACCGCAGAUCGUACCACCCUCUGAUAUCAACAAUACCCAACAGCCGCAACUCCAGCCGCAGUACUAUUCCCAAGAUCAAACGCAGAAUCAGUACUAUGGAAAUGGAGGCUAUGGCUAUCAAAAUACACAACCUACUAAUACGCAAUAUCAACAGCCUGCAUCUACGAACACGACUCCUGCUAAUCAGUAUUCGAACUACAGCAUUCCGUCUCAAAGUGCGCCUCAAACAACCGCCGCUUACGACUAUGGAGCUCAUCCGAUCUCAACACCCACCGAUUCAAUACAACAUGCAAACUAUCAGCACCCACCAUCCGUUCAACAAACUUCCGUUGACCAACCAACUGUUGCAGUGCCUACACAAUCUCAACCCCAAGCACCAUCACAACCUCCCGCAGCUCCCAUCACCAAAACUUCAUCCAACCUUGAUUUACUAUCCGGAAUUGACUUCACACCCGCCCCAGUAGAAGCUCCCGUCCUACAGCCCCAGACUUCGAUCGCUGCUGCCGAUGAAGACAUAAAAAGCGAAAUCCUCACACCCACCAAAUCAGGACCAUCUCCCGCGGUGGUCCUCCCCUCAGAUCCGACUGAUCCACCCGCCACGAUCGAUCGCAAACCCAGCGUCGACAAUCUGUCGAUCUGCUCGGACCUGAGCUCCAUCGAUCAGAACUUCGAUUGGGAAAGUGCAUCCCUGAGGGCGGUACGUGCCGUAUCUCUGCCGGAGCCACCAACGACAGUGCCGACGUUGAGCUCCCGAACACACAGUCGCGUUAACAGUAUGGUCGAUAGUACCAUUGUGACGGUACAGUCUGUACGAGACCCGUUCGAAGAUCAGGCCACGCUGAAGUGGUUCCACAAAGAGGUUGAACGGCUGGAAAAGUUCAUCGACAGUUUGAAUGUGAAGACACUGAACGGAACCACACCCCUGGAUGGCAAAUGGAAGGAAUUGCAGGAUCUGCUGGUAAAGGAAGAAUCCAAAAGACAAAUGAGCAUAGCGCGACUUUUCCCAGAGAAAAAUCGUUCAAUUGAUUGCGUGCCCUACGACCAUGCUCGCGUAACGCUACCGACUGCCACGGACAAUUAUAUCAAUGCUGUUUUUGUGAAGGACCUUGGAUUCGGUUGUCCUCAAAUGAUUCUGGCGCAAACUCCCAUGCAGAACACUGUCAAUGACUUUUGGAACAUGACUUGGUCACAAAAAGCCAACAUCGUGGUUUGCCUUCACACUCCUGCCGAGAUUCUCGAUACGUUCUGGCCAACGGAACUAAACCAGGAGCUCAACUAUGGCGACUUUUCUGCCACACUAAUCAAACAGUUCGAUCUGACGCACUGCAUCGAGCGUUCGCUCCGGGUGACGAUGCUCGGUUCGGACAUCAUCCACAGCGUCACACUGCUACAGAAUAAACUCUGGCCUAAACAAUCAGCUGAAUAUAUUCUAGGAAUUGCUGGCAACGUGAUCGCGGCCCACCGGCAACAGAAUCAGGAACCGAAACAGUUCAAGCCAUUGAUUGUGAACUGCUUGAAUGGUUCGGAUAGAUCGAGCUUGUUGGCAGUGGCUGUUACGGCCAUCUUGGCUACACAAAUCAAGAAACCGAUUCUAAUAAAUGUUGUGGACAUUUGGUAUCGUAUAUGCUGUCAGAGAAAAGGAGCUCUUCGUGAUCCCAAUCAUAUGCAGCUGUCCUAUCAAAUUGUAUUGAAUAACGGAUACAGUAUUCUCAAUAAACGAGGAAUAAUGACGUCGUAUCAAAUGAAAACGGUACAGGCCACAGCUAUCGCCGAGAAAGAGGAAGCGAUAAAUGACCCAUUUAAAGAUUUGGAUCCUCUUUGGAAGUUGAAAUAAUUUUUGAAAUUGUUUCUGUUUUAUAUACACUGACUUGAGUUUAUAUUGCUUCAAAAAGUAAUUUUUUUAAGACCUGCAUGCCGAAAUUCGAGUUAGAAUUUAUAGAAUUUAUGUGUAGAAACCACUGCUAGUUUAUAUAUUCUCAAAAUUAUAUUAUUUAUUAUCUAGAGCUGAUUAUAUAAAUACCACCAUUGUAUCCUU
Messenger RNA from Armigeres subalbatus, 5544 nucleotides. RefSeq names its product tyrosine-protein phosphatase non-receptor type 23 (gene mop). Gene Ontology annotation, cellular component: endosome. The coding region runs from base 124 to 5343 and encodes 1739 amino acids. The transcript is spliced from 9 exons. The record is from RefSeq and is a predicted model, not a curated record. Gene Ontology annotation, biological process: protein dephosphorylation; endocytic recycling; early endosome to late endosome transport. Gene Ontology annotation, molecular function: protein binding; protein tyrosine phosphatase activity. Lineage: Eukaryota; Metazoa; Arthropoda; Insecta; Diptera; Culicidae.